Messenger RNA from Tyto alba (common barn owl), 1009 nucleotides. It is a transcript of the gene EMG1, whose product is annotated as EMG1 N1-specific pseudouridine methyltransferase. The record is from RefSeq and is a predicted model, not a curated record. Gene Ontology annotation, biological process: rRNA base methylation. The transcript has 6 exons. The coding region runs from base 107 to 799 and encodes 230 amino acids. Gene Ontology annotation, molecular function: rRNA (pseudouridine) methyltransferase activity; rRNA binding. Gene Ontology annotation, cellular component: nucleolus; small-subunit processome. Lineage: Eukaryota; Metazoa; Chordata; Aves; Strigiformes; Tytonidae.
UCCGGAAGUGGGGCCGGCCGGAGCCAGAGAAGGUUGCGCGUUCCAGGCGGCAUCUUGGGCGGUCGGUGUCUCCCGGCGACGUGAUCCCGGUGCCGCGUGUGGCAAAAUGGCGGCGCCCAGGCGGCCUCGCGAGGGGGAGGUUGUGGAAGACGCUUCGCCGGAGGUGAAGCGGCCCCGCGGGCAGAAGCGGCUCUUGGUGGUGCUGGAAGGGGCGAGUCUGGAGACGGUGAAGGUGGGGAAGACGUUCGAACUUCUCAACUGCGACAAGCACAGAACGUUGCUGCUGCGGAACGGCCGGGACCCCGCGGAGGUGCGGCCCGACAUCACCCACCAGAGUCUUUUGAUGCUCAUGGAUAGCCCACUGAAUCGGGCUGGCCUCCUGCAGGUUUAUAUCCAUACCCAGAAGAAUGUUCUAAUUGAAGUCAAUCCCCAAACCAGAAUCCCAAGAACUUUUGAUCGAUUCUGUGGUCUCAUGGUUCAGUUGCUGCAUAAGCUCAGCGUUCGCGCAGCUGAUGGGCCUCAGAAAUUGUUGAAGGUGAUUAAAAAUCCAGUCAGUGAUCAUCUCCCUGUUGGCUGUAUGAAGAUAGGUACCUCUUUUGCAGUUCCAAAGGUGUCAGAUCUGCAUGAACUGGUUCCUACAGCAGAGCCAGUUGCCAUUGUUGUGGGAGCUUUUGCUCAUGGUUCAGUCAAUGUUGACUAUACAGAAAAGAUGGUUUCCAUCAGCAACUAUCCCCUCUCUGCUGCCCUGACGUGUGCUAAAGUUACUACUGCCUUUGAGGAAGUCUGGGGAGUAGUAUGAGCUUCUGCUACUGCUGUCAUGGUAGACUCCUAUACAGUAACUCCAUAUUCUGGAAAGGCUCUUUUAUUUGGGUGUGGACCUGGUGCAACUUUGGGCUCCUAGAAGGGAAGAGGCAUCAGUUUCAUCCUUGUAGCUUCUGGAUCAAUGAGACUUCAAAUGGCCUGCCCCACUGGCCCUUUUUCCUCCUAUUAAAGGUCACUUUUCACAAGA